AGCACCUUCAUUCUUUCCUGAGAGUCCUGGGAACACAGGGAUGAUGGCACUCUGGGUUUUUGUUUUUAUAAUUCUGGUGUCUUCUGUCCUGGUAGUUCUGUAUGCGCUGGGAGUCUUGCGGCAGAGAAGAGCCAGAGAGCCCCCUCUGGACAAAGGCCCCAUCCCCUGGUUUGGUUAUACCUGGCACUUAUCUAAGGAUGCUUCCAGUUUCUUGAAGAAGAUGCACAGGCGUUAUGGGAACAUCUUCACUAUUCUGCUUGGUGGCAAGUACGUCACCUUUGUUACAGACCCCUUAUCCUUUGAUGCUAUCCUGAAAGAGAACAGGAGCAAGCUGGACUUUUCCAACUUUGCUUCUCAGUUGGUGUUCAAGAUCUUUGAGUUCCAAGGACCAAAACAAUACCAAAAGGUACUUAAAAGUCACAGCACCAAGUACUUGAUGGGUAGCAGUUUAGCUGUGAUGACUCAGGCCAUGAUGGAUAACCUACAGGUCCUGUUGCUGGAACUUGAUGCUGAUAUGAAACCUGGACUCCAGGAGUGGAAGCAGGAUGGGCUACUUGAACACUGCUACAACAUUGUCUUUAGAGCUGGUUACCUGGCCUUGUUUGGGAGUUUACCCACUAAUGGCAAGUCAGGACACAUUCAGGACUUGCUUAGAUCCCAGAAAGUCUUUGAGGAAUUCAGGAAAUUUGACAGACUCUUUCCUCGAGCAUUUUUAUCUGCACUUCUGCCUAACGAGAAGCAAGAAAUGAAGAGGCUCAGACGCUUCUUCUGGGACAUUCUCGCUCCACAGAAGAUCCUGGAGAAGGAUAAUGUGAGUCCAUGGAUCUAUUUCUCUCAGCAACAGCUAGCUGACAGUGGAGUGUCUGACAUAGGACAGAGUCAAAAUAACCUGAUACUGCUCUGGGCUUCCCAGGGCAACACAGGCAUUGUGUCCUUCUGGGCUCUCCUCUUCCUCCUGAAGAAUCCCGAGGCUCUGAAGGCUGUGAGAGAGGAGGCAGAAGGAAUCCUCAGGAAAAUGGGGAAGGAGAGGAGACCAGGUGGGGUGCCCAUCCAAGUUGAGUAUAGCAUGCUGCAACAGACCCCAGUGCUGGAUAGUGUCAUGGAGGAGACAUUACGCCUGGUGGUUGCCCCUUUCCUGACCAGAUCUGUCAUGCAGGAUAUGAUCUUGAAAAUGGAUGAUGGCAGAGAGUAUGCCCUCCGCAAGGGAGAUGAAGUUUGCGUCUUCCCCUACCUUUUCCUCCAUAUGGACCCAGAAAUCUACCCAGACCCCACCACAUUCAAAUAUGAUCGUUUCCUGAACCUCGAUGGCAGUCAAAAGGUAGAUUUCUACAAGCAAGGGAGGAGGAUCAAAUCCUACAUGUUGCCAUGGGGUGCUGGCCCUUCCCUCUGUCCUGGGAGGUUCUUUGCCCUCAAUGAGAUGAAGAUGUUUGUCUUCUUGAUGGUUACACAGUAUGAUAUAGAGUUAGUUGAUCAAGAGGUAGAGAUCCCUCCAAUAAACGUGAAGCGAUGGGGAAUCGGUGCCAUGCAGCCAAUAUAUGAUGUCCAGUUCCGAUAUCGGAUGCGCUUCUAGAUUGAAGGUGAAAACUUUUGCAUAAGCUCAGGGAUGCAGUGGGGUACAGUUGCUACUUCCCUUUUCAAAUCACCUAUUAAUUCCCCAGAAUCUCUUCCCUUUUAACAUGGAUCUUGUCCUUGUUAUCUUGGUGAAACUACUCAUCAAGCAGCUUUUGGAUGAUUUGGUAGGAGUCAAUGCAGUCUUUGGGUGAGAGGCAGUGUGGUAGGCUGGAAAGAGCCCUGGGUUUGGAGUCCCACAUUUUGGGUUUGGUCCCCCUCUUCUGCUUAGUUGCUGUAGGACUUUUAGUAGGUUGCAGUCUCACUCAGAGCCUCAAUUUCUUUAUGGGUCAAAUGAGACAUUUGGAAUGAGAUGAUGUAUAUAAAGUAUCUCUAACAUUCUAACUCCAGUGCUGUAAGUUCCCUUCCAGCUCGGGAAUUUUACAUCAUAUAUGUUUCCUUGCUGGUAUGAGAAUAUGCUGACUUGUUGGCAGGAAUAGUAUGCCAGCCAUCUUGGAAGUUUUUUUAUAACUUGGUAUUACAUGAAUCAAUUGACAUCUUGGUUUCUUAAUUUUUUUUAUUUAUAGAGUCUCAAUUUAAUUAUAGAGUCUCAAGCUUCUAUAGCCCCUGAAUGAAAGGAUAAAAUUGAGUUUCUGAACUUGCUGUGAAUCUGUGUAGUUCCCCUCCCCUCCAAAGUCCUAUCCUGAGCAACUGUCACUUUCUUCACCUGUAAAAUAGGAGUAAACCUCACCUCCUCUAGGUAGAGAAUGAUGCUUUUAGAGAGUAGCUAGUGUGAAGGGGGUGGUGGGGCAAUGUUUUUCUCUCCUGCUGGUUAGUUUGGCUCUUUAUACAACUUAAGGAAAACCAUGGACUGUGAAUGACUUGGUCCUUUUCCUAAGCCAGUCUAGAGGAUUGUUCAUAACAUAAAUGGAUUUGACUCAGUUUACCUUAAUUAUAUUAUAUUAUAUUUACUUGUCAGAGUCAAAUGAUGGUAACCCAAGGAGGUUAAAAAUGGUUGGGAUAUAGGAAAAUCAGGGAUGGUCUCUGCCCUAAUUCAUCUCCUUAUCUAGGACAGGAGUAAGUUAGCUAUACAUGACUAUUAAUGUAUCUCCUUUUUCUCCCUUAUCUGGAAAUGACCCAUUUUAUACUUCCCUAGAGACAAAAAAGGCUAAAGGAAGGUAGAGAUGGGCUUUUCAGAGCUAGUAAACCCUUAAAAAGUAGAGCUAAGGCAGAGACUUCAAAGGUAGAAUGGUGCUGGACCAUGGAGACCCUCGAAAACUAAGGAAUAGAAUUUGAACUUUGUAUCAGGCAAAGUCCAAGGACCUCUAUAGAGCAAAGCUCUGGAGGACAUAGACCCUUAGUAAAAGCAAGGCAUAACUCAGCUGAAGUUAAACAUGUAGCCCCACCACCCCUCCUUUUCACCCCUCCUGCUGUGACUGAAUAUUCUUACAAAACUACUGAUGUAUGCUGGGAAUCUGGGUUAGAUGGUUACAUAUUGACAUAUCAGUAUAUUAGCCUAUGGAAUAGUCUGUCUAGAUUUGAUGAGGUAAACCAAAUCCAUUGUAUGACCUUGUAAAACAUUAGUUGAUCAUUAUGUUUCAUCGUGUAUGUGAAAACUUACCUAAACUCUUAGCUUGCUUUCCCUCCAUAUAAAAGUAGAUGUAACUUUCAAUAAAGUGCUUCUGUUUGCUAUAA
This is a messenger RNA of Monodelphis domestica (gray short-tailed opossum), 3243 nucleotides long. RefSeq names its product cytochrome P450, family 8, subfamily B (gene CYP8B). Gene Ontology annotation, molecular function: iron ion binding; heme binding; sterol 12-alpha-hydroxylase activity. Lineage: Eukaryota; Metazoa; Chordata; Mammalia; Didelphimorphia; Didelphidae. The record is from RefSeq and is a predicted model, not a curated record.